Brachypodium distachyon (stiff brome) is the source of this 853-nucleotide messenger RNA. Its product is annotated as non-symbiotic hemoglobin. Gene Ontology annotation, molecular function: oxygen binding; heme binding. Bases 108 to 614 code for a protein of 168 amino acids. The record is from RefSeq and is a predicted model, not a curated record. Lineage: Eukaryota; Viridiplantae; Streptophyta; Magnoliopsida; Poales; Poaceae. The transcript is spliced from 4 exons.
CGAUUUCCUCCAGUUUGGUUUCAAAUCACGGCCAAUUACUCGGUGACCAGUGUUCGUCCUCACUUACACUGUUACACAGUUGAAGCAAGCGAGAACGAAGCUUAGCCAUGUCUGUCGAGGGAAGCGGCGCGUCAGGAGGAGCCGUCGCCGGCUUCAGCGAGGAGAAGGAAGCGCUGGUGCUCAAGUCAUGGGCCAUCAUGAAGAAGGACUCCGCCAACCUUGGGCUCCGCUUCUUCUUGAAGAUCUUUGAGAUUGCGCCAUCGGCCAAGGAGCUGUUCCCGUUCCUGCGCAACUCCGACGCGCCCCUGGAAACCAACCCCAAGCUCAAGACCCACGCCGUGUCUGUCUUUAUCAUGACGUGCGAGGCGGCUGCGCAGCUUCGGAAAGCCGGCAAGAUCACCGUGAGGGAGACCACCCUGAAGAGGUUGGGGGGCACGCACGUAAAAUACGGCGUGGCAGAUGGACACUUCGAGGUGACAAGAUUUGCUCUGCUUGAGACGAUAAAGGAGGCACUUCCGGCUGACAUGUGGAGCCCGGAGAUGAAGAACGCGUGGGGCGAAGCCUAUGACCAACUGGUCGCGGCCAUCAAGCAAGAGAUGAAGCCAUCUGCGUAGCUCCAUUGUUUUUCUUUGCGAGGAAGCGUGGCUCCAUUGUUCACUGCAUGUCUGCAUGCAUUUCGUCCAUUCACCAUGAUGAUCCGUGUCCAACCUUUGUUCCUGUACCACUGUGCUGCAUUUAUCACGUUGCCCGAAGAAAAAAAAGAAAAGCUAGAGUGUUUAUUGUGUGUAAGUAAUGCGUGCCUGUUGUGAUAAAUCGUGCUCACUUAAUAAUGAUCUAGCGAUUGAUUCCCAAA